AUGGAACAACAACUACAUAAUUCCAUCAAAAAAUGUAGUCCUAAAGUUCAAAAACAGAGAAAAUUUGUUGGUGUAAGACAAAGACCUUCUGGAAAAUGGGUUGCAGAGAUCAAGAACACAACACAAAAGAUCAGGAUGUGGCUUGGAACGUUUGAUUCUGCUGAAGAAGCUGCUCGAGCUUAUGAUGAGGCUGCUUGUCUUCUCCGAGGAUCAAAUGCUCGAACAAAUUUCCAUAAUCAUUCCCCUCCCAUUAAUCCUGCUCUUUCUAUGAAAAUUAGAAACCUCAUCAAUCAUAAGAAAAGCCUCAACAAAAGUACUAGUAGUACCAGUACUAUUUCGACUUCAUUAACUACUCAUCAAGAAACUGUAUUAUCUAAUGAUGAUGCAUAUAAGCCGGAUUUGAACUUCUAUAUGGGUGAAAUUGAUCGAAUAGGAUCUUCAAAUUUCGAUCAUACAUCAACAUUUACAAAUGAUUUUGAUACGAUUCUUCUGGAUGAUGAAAAUGUUGAUAACUUUCACGAAGUACCAAAGGGAAUUCUUGAAGAUCAUUCUCAAAUACCUGAAUUUGAAAAUAUGAAAGUUGAAAGACAAAUAUCAGCAUCACUAUAUGCUAUGAAUGGAGUGAAUGAGUAUUGGGAGAAUUUUCAUGAUAGUAAUAACAAUGAUGCUACUUAUUGGGAUCUCCCUAUGCUCUACCAAAUGUUUUGUCCAAGUUAG
Messenger RNA from Solanum verrucosum, 717 nucleotides. RefSeq names its product ethylene-responsive transcription factor ERN1. The coding region runs from base 1 to 717 and encodes 238 amino acids. The transcript has a single exon. Lineage: Eukaryota; Viridiplantae; Streptophyta; Magnoliopsida; Solanales; Solanaceae. Gene Ontology annotation, biological process: regulation of DNA-templated transcription. Gene Ontology annotation, molecular function: DNA-binding transcription factor activity; DNA binding. The record is from RefSeq and is a predicted model, not a curated record.